UCAAAUAUCUAUAUAUCGAUAGCAGGUCUUGACUGGUCAAUUUUUUUUACAUGCAGUCAGUUCUUUGUUUCUAAGAGUCAGUUGUGCGUGCAGCGUCUUUCAGUAUACAUCUUCGGUCUUUUUCUCAACUAUUGUGUGUUAAUUUUAAUUUUAUUAGUAAAAAUGUCAGAUGAUGGGAAAGAAUAUGCAAUAGUUGAGUUCGAUGAAUGGAUUAAAGAUAAAAAAACGGUAGAAAUAGUUCCGAUUGGUUGGCUAACCGAAGACGAAGCGUUGUGUUACUGGCCGCCAAAAAUUCAAGAAGAAAACGUGCAAAAAUGGAUUGAGACGAAAUAUGCACCAGAUAAAACGUGGGAAACGUAUCCUGUCAACGUCAUUAUCAAAGCUAGAGAUUAUGAUCAAGGGAUACGUAGAUUGAAGAGAUCCUUUAAAAAAAAGAAUGUUGACAGCACCGAGGACGACUCACAAUCUCAGAAUGACCAUCAACCUAUUAUGAUGAACGCUACGAGAGUGGCUCAGAUAUUAGCUAAGCCACAUCCUUUGAGAACUACAAAAAAUCAGCUAGACCACAGUCAAUCUAUAGAUUACAUAGAAUCUGAAUUUAAACUACCUAAAAUUGAUGAAUUUGCUCAUAAUGAGAAUAAUAAUUUAACUCAGAUUGGUUUGGAUAUUGACUCUGCUGAGAAGGUGCCAGAAUCACUGUCGGUGGAACCCAAAGGAAUCAAUAAUUACAACGAUCUCGCAAAGUAUCUGCAACAUGUAAUUCACACUGAAAUGUAAAGCGUUAAAAAAAGUCUUAAUUAUCAUAUGGGACAAAAGUUUCAGAAAGUUAUGGAAGUUGUUCAAUACUCAGCCGAUCCACCAGGAAAGCAUCAAGCAUGGAAGAACAUCGGCAAAGAUUUGCCUUUUGAUGAUACUGAAAAAUUUAUAGCCUUCGAUGAAUCAUUGAAAAAUAAUGAGGAGAAAAAAAAGCACUGAUUGACAUCUUUUUCAUGGUCUCGGCCGGAUGUAAUAAAUGUGAAGAUGAUGUCUAUAAGAUAAUGGGGAAAAUCAUCAAAAAAGAAGUACAAUUGUAGUACAGCGGAGCUGGUAAAGUAAUAAAAGGUCUCAGAAAAAAAAGUUUCAAAGAAACUGAGACUUUCAAUGCUCUGGAAAGAUUCUUGACGGCUAAAUAUCAUGCCUCUAAAGAAAAACCAAAAGUACUGACUGCGGUGAGUACUUUUUUAUCGGGGGCAAGAGACAGAGACGGUGGUCGAGCUCAGCGAAAUAAAAAUAUAGAAAUUUUGGAACAAUGAAGCAACGAUAAAAAAAAACUUAUAAAAAUACAGAUCAUUAUAAUUUAAA
Microplitis demolitor is the source of this 1341-nucleotide messenger RNA. RefSeq lists its product as uncharacterized. Bases 163 to 777 code for a protein of 204 amino acids. The transcript is spliced from 5 exons. The record is from RefSeq and is a predicted model, not a curated record. Lineage: Eukaryota; Metazoa; Arthropoda; Insecta; Hymenoptera; Braconidae.